ACGAGCCAAGCGGACGGUCCCGGCACCUAUACACUCGUCUUGACCGACGAUGGAUCCUUGUAUACACAAGGGCGACUAGUACCGGCUGCAUCGAACCCGUCGCUGCCCGACGUCGACGACCGAGGCCCGCGUUUCAAACAGCUCAUGACGCCGCUCCACGCUCCACCGCACGUCACGACGCCGACGCACCUCAAGCUUCCACUGCCGAUCGUCGCCAUCGCCUGUGGCGCCGAGCACGCGAUCGCAAUUGCAUCCAACCGAACGCUCUUUGCCUGGGGUUACAAUACCUAUGGCCAGCUGGGGCUAGGGGAUUUCGAAGCAAAAGACGAACCGACGCCUCUACUGUGCCGGGAGCUCAGCGUCCGGUUGCAUCAAGCAACGGGACGCAGCCAGUACCGCCUUGUCACGGGUGCCUUUACGACUGCGCUCGUGUUUCCCGAUGCGGUGUGGGUCUGGGGCCGCCUCGCGUCGCUGGACCUCUCGCCGUCCCCCGACCCAAGAGAAAGCCCGCAUGUUGCGCGGAUCUUGGCCAUUGACGGACCGCUCGUUGACAUUCUGUUUGGCCUGGACCAAGCACUGGCGUUAACGCACAGCGGCGCGCUGUACACGUGGUCGACGCGAUCGCAAGCCGGUGUGCUCCCCGUGCCUAUGCCCGAGCGGCCCGUGCUUCAAAUGGCGCUCGGCAGCAAGCACGCGCUGGCGUUGACCAAAGCCGGUCACAUUUACGCCUGGGGCGCCAAUGGUCUUGGGCAGUGCGGCGUCGGAACCUUUGCGUCGUUGAUUCCAUCGCCGCAGCGCGUUCUGGGCGUGCCCCUACUCAACACCGCCAGUGUGCGCUUGGCGUGUUUUGGUCAUGCGUCCUUGCUGCAGAUCGAUCAUGGCCAGUUGAGCUUUGUAUGGGGCGUCGUCGGGCCGGUGCUCUGCACGCACACGCCCGUGGAGCUACCGCCAUUUCGCAAGGCGCCGCCGCCAUCGCCCCCCGUCGGCGUCCUCGGGACGCCACACAGUCUAGGAUUUGAGCGGUCUCUGCCCAAAAAGACGAGCCUCUAUACACUCGGCCCCAUCGUCUGCAAAGGACGCGAGCACAUUGGCGAUGUUGCAAAAUUGCACUUGUCCCGCGGCGCUCUGACCAUCCAGCCGAUCUACGAGCACGCGUCACCGGCGCUGGCGGUGCUGGCAACGCCACUGCUAUCGACCAAAGGCGUCUUGACCGUCUCGCCGAUAGAGAGUAGCACCAAAGGCCUCUACACUAGCUGGUUCCACGCGCAACACAGCGGCACGUGGCAGCUGUGGCUCGCAUCAAGCCAGCAAACGGCUUCGCUCGUCGUCGGUGGCCCCUGGACGCUCAAGGUUCAGCUGUCCGAGGCGGUGGCGCCGAGUCGCCAGACGACCCCCGCCUUCGACCACCCGCGCCUCGCACACGUGGCCGUUCAAACAAAUGCGUCAACCGUGUGGCAUGCGACGUCACCCGAGCUGCCGUGUCGCGUGACGAUGGACCACCCCGUCUUGCUCCGGUUCGACCUCGCCGGGUGUACCGACCUCAAUGACGACGAUUGGGCUGUCGAGAGCUUGGGAGCGACAGUGGCGACGACGUCGCACGCCAUCGAUCGAGUGGCCGCGACGAUGGUUGUCACACUCAAGUACAUAAGCGCGGGAACGUCGACUGUGGUGCUUCGCCGCAGUGGCCGCGCGCGACUACACCGCAAGGCGCCGUCGACGGUGGAGGUGCAUGUGACGUACAAAGUGGCCUCGGUGGUCCGGUGUGCACAGCUGCACCGGCUCGCGAUGCAGUCGUAUCUCUGCAGCGUCGACAACUCGAUACCCAAGCUCUGCGCGUGGAUCACUGGGCACAAGGAGCUCUCUCUGUAUCUGCAGCACUCGGUGAUCCUCGAGGUGCUCACACAACACCGCAUCACGUAUGGCUGGGACGUCUGGCGCGACCUGCAGUCCGAGCUACAGCAGUGGACGGUCGUUGCGUGGUUAGAUUUUGACGCGCUCCUCAAGAAACUCGCUACCUCCAAUACGAUGACGUCACCGCGCCACCAGCCAGCAAGCGUCGAGUCCGCGCUCGCAGCCGACGCAACGUGGUUUCUUUCGAUAUAUCCAGAGCCGCCGGCGCUGCACGGUGGUGGGCUAAGCGCCCGCCCCCACCCGCGAACGCCCCUCUCGAUGCAGGACCUCGUCGUACCGAGAAGCGCGCCGUCGGAAGCCGCCAUCCUCCUCGACGCCCACCCGUCGAUCGUGCUGCCCAUUGCGGCUCAGUACACGCUUUGGGGUGAUUUCUUAUUGGCAACAGCCCACCGCGAACCUCUCGAGAGCGGUUCGUGUGGCCUCUCGGGGCCACUUCACGAGCUACGACAGCUGUUGCUAGAGCGGCGUCGGUCGGCGCAGCGCUCGCUCCGGGAUCUCUACCAUCAUUUUCAUCGGGACCUCAAGUCAACUGGUGACGGGUUCGACUUGAGAGCGUUCCGAGUCGCGAUCAAUGACCUUCGGAUCAUGCUGACACCGGAAGAGAGCUUCGAUGCGUUCCAGCGCCUCUGUGUUGACGGAACGUCGCAUGUGGGCUUUGGCGCCUUUCGACUCUUCGUGCUCGAGCCAACGUUUCAGAGCUUUUGGCACACCUACGCGCCGCGCGUCAUCGCGACCCUUCGCGCCCAUAGCACGACGUCCAUCGAUGCCUGGAGGAAGCACUUCGAAGCGGCCUUCGAGCAGCUGCAGACAGGGAGCGGCUACGAAACCGUGCGCACAGCUGCCAACGGCGACUUGGACUGGGAGGUCUUUGCCCACGGCCUUCUGCUGCUAGUACCGUCCACGUCGCCGCGCGACCUCAUCCGCCUUGUCUACCGCUUUGAUACGCGAGGUGACGGCGUCGUGCAGGCGACGAACGUGCUUCGUGCGCUCCAUCAGUGGGCCACGAUGACGCUGGACGCACCGCGGACCGAGCGAGGAUCGUCGUCGAAUGUUUUGGCAAGAGACCGGCCCCAGAUUGACGCCUUCUCGAGCCACAAGGCGGUACAAAAACUGUAUCGAUCCCGCGCCCAAGCCUACGCACUCGAGACGUCCGAGGACGCAGCGCUCCUGCGGCAAGGCAACGAGCUGCUGACAAGAACGACCAAAAAGCCCGUGCACUGGCUUCUCGAACAAGGCCUUAGCUUUCGACCGCAAGCUCGAGGACUCAGUCUGGACAAGCCGGGUGUGUACGAUGCCGCAGAGCUCUCAGUCGACCAACUGGAUAGUUGAUGGGUAGGUUUCAUGCACUAUCCGAUACUAUCCAAUGCGUGGUAUUGCAAGUCGGAUCUUGACUGGACCGACGUUCCGUGUUGCAGGAAAGACGCCAUCUCCAUCUCCUGCGCGAACCUGCAUUCUUGCAUAACAAGACGCUUGCAACAAGGGAAUUUCUCUUACCGUGCCGAAACCAAAAGUGACUUUAUUUUUGGAUAUAUUUUCAAACAAUUUUAGGACGAUUGUUUU
Molecule: messenger RNA, 3471 nt
Organism: Saprolegnia diclina VS20
Lineage: Eukaryota; Oomycota; Saprolegniomycetes; Saprolegniales; Saprolegniaceae
Exons: 10
Coding region: 145-3240 (1031 amino acids)
Source: RefSeq, a predicted model, not a curated record